Molecule: messenger RNA, 909 nt
Organism: Hylaeus volcanicus
Lineage: Eukaryota; Metazoa; Arthropoda; Insecta; Hymenoptera; Colletidae
Product: succinate dehydrogenase assembly factor 4, mitochondrial-like
Exons: 3
Coding region: 404-763 (119 amino acids)
Biological process (GO): mitochondrial respiratory chain complex II assembly
Cellular component (GO): mitochondrion
Source: RefSeq, a predicted model, not a curated record
GAAUUACGAACAUGAACUAAUUCCGAACUUUAACAACAAGAUAAUUUAUUUAAACAAGAACAAUUAAAUAAGCCUAACAAUUUGAAUACAAGGAGCUGAUUGGAAACACGUUUGAACUGAAUGACGAUUGUUAAGAAAAAUGAAUUACGCGAUAAAAGAAAACGUAAUUAAAAACCGCUACGUUCAAACGCAAUAGCCAAUUACAAACAAUUAUUAAUGUGAAGUAUGAAACAUGUGUGAAGAACUAUUCAUGUAAAAAUCGAUAAAUAUGUGUAACCCCACAAAAACCGCUCACUGAGCGGUGUCCUUUCUGAGUGCACCUAUUGGUUCGCUACAUCGAUUACAAACUUGAAACCUUCAACUUCAAGCAUUGUCCUUCAAGUCUGUGAUAAAAACAGAUACGAUGUAUAAGGUUAUGUUUAACCCAAAUGUCACCCAUUUGCGCUAUUUAUUUAAAGUGAAUCUUAAAAGUACGAAAUGCCUAACCAAUUCUUUCCAUACGCAAUAUCAAAUAUUAUUUGCAAACGAAGAUAAAACUGAAAGUCCGCGAUUGCGUGAAUUUAGGAAAAAGUUGAGAGAACGUACACCUAUAGAAGAACUAGAAGAAUUAGAGGAAGGAAAACAUCCUUAUCAAGAAAAAGAACCAUUAAAACCAUUUCCAAAUAAUACGAAUCCAAAAACAGGCGAAGUAGGAGGACCAAAGGGGCCAGAACCAACUCGAUAUGGUGAUUGGGAAAGAAAAGGACGAGUAACAGAUUUUUAAAUAUAGCUAGGAAAAAAUAUGCGCUAUAGUUAUUUAAUAGGAUGUGUAAAUAAUAAAAUAGGAACAUAUUUUAAUAAAUUAAGAAUGAAGUGAAUAUUGCGUGUAUUGUUUUUAAAUAAAUGAAAGAUUUUACUUUGAAAUAUUAA